Molecule: messenger RNA, 2533 nt
Organism: Fragaria vesca subsp. vesca
Lineage: Eukaryota; Viridiplantae; Streptophyta; Magnoliopsida; Rosales; Rosaceae
Product: probable potassium transporter 17-like
Exons: 8
Coding region: 18-2195 (725 amino acids)
Biological process (GO): potassium ion transmembrane transport
Cellular component (GO): membrane
Molecular function (GO): potassium ion transmembrane transporter activity
Source: RefSeq, a predicted model, not a curated record
GCUCGGAGUCGGAGCCAAUGGAUCGAGUUCGAAACUCGCCGGCGACCGAGUCCGACACGUUUGAAGUUGUCGUUGAUUCCGCUACCAAUGGUUCUCGUCUCACCUACCACGCCUCUAUUCCUGCUCGUAAUGCAGACAAGGGGAGAUUUAAAAGGGAGAAUCUUGUACUUGCAUACAAGACAUUGGGAGUAGUGUUUGGAGGACUUGUUACGUCUCCACUUUAUGUCUACCCUUCUAUGCCACUCAAGUCUCCGACCGAAGAUGACUAUUUGGGAAUUUACAGCAUCAUGUUUUGGACUCUUACCCUUAUUGGGGUUGUUAAAUACGCCGGCAUUGCUCUCAAAGCCGACGAUCAAGGCGAAGGUGGGACAUUUGCCUUGUAUUCAUUACUUUGCAGGAAUAUGGAUAUCGGAAUCCUCUCUUCGAGACCUUCAAAUCCAAACUUUAGUCUUGCAGACACUAUGUUUGAUGAGGCCACUGAAAAGCAGAGCAGGCUUGCAAAGUUUUUCAAGAAAAGUAUAGUUGCUAGGAGGUUACUGCUUUUCAUUGCUAUGUUAGGCAUGUGUAUGGUUAUUGGAGAUGGGAUUCUUACACCUGCAAUAUCUGUUUUGUCAGCAAUCGAUGGAGUAAGGGCACCGUUUCCAUCUGUCAAGUCAUCUAUUGUGGAAGCGCUUUCUGCAGUAGUCCUUAUCAUUCUUUUCUUAUUGCAAAAGUUUGGUACAUCUCGAGUGAGCUUCCUAUUUUCCCCCAUUAUGGGUACAUGGACUUUGACUACCCCACUUGUGGGAAUUUAUAGCAUCAUAAGUCAUUAUCCAGGCAUAUUCAAGGCUAUAUCACCACACUAUAUCUUCCGUUUCUUUUGGAGAAACGGUAAGGAAGGCUGGUUGUUGCUUAGUGGAACUGUCCUUUGCAUCACAGGGUCGGAGGCAAUGUUUGCAGAUCUUGGUCAUUUCAACCGAAGCUCCAUUCAGAUAGCUUUCUUUUGUACAAUCUAUCCUUCUCUGGUUCUGACAUAUGCGGGGCAGACAGCAUACCUGAUCAAGAAUCUAAAUGAUCAUAAUGAUGGAUUCUAUAAGUUUAUACCAACUACUAUCUACUGGCCUAUGUUUGUCAUAUCUACAUUAGCUGCGAUAGUUGCAAGCCAGUCUCUGAUAUCAGCCACGUUUUCUGUAAUCAAGCAAUCCGUAGUACUGGAUUAUUUCCCUCGAGUGAAGGUUGUGCACACAUCCCCUAGCAAAGAAGGCGAGGUUUACUCCCCUGAAGUCAAUUACAUUCUCAUGGUUCUCUGUGUUGCUGUGAUACUUAUAUUUGGAGAUGGAAAAGAUAUUGGAAAUGCAUUUGGUGUUGUUGUCAGCUUAGUCAUGCUGAUCACCACAAUAUUACUAACACUAGUAAUGAUUAUAAUAUGGAGAACACCGCCGGUGCUGGUGGCUCUCUACUUUUCUGUCUUCUUUGUGAUGGAAGGUGUUUAUGUGAGUGCAGUCUUCACCAAGAUCACUGAAGGUGGUUGGAUUCCUUUUGCCAUAUCUUUUAUCCUUGCCUUCAUUAUGUUCGGUUGGUACUAUGGUAGACAAAGGAAGAUAGAAUAUGAGUUGACUCACAAAAUAACCAUAGACAGACUUAGACUGUUAUUAUCUGAUCCCAGUGUUCAAAGGGUUCCUGGAUUCUGCUUCUUUUACACCAACAUUCAAGACGGGCUUACCCCGAUUCUUGGACACUAUAUUAAAAACAUGAAAUCCCUUCACCAGGUCACCAUGUUCACUACUCUCCGAUACCUAUUGGUUCCUAAGGUUGCUCCUCAUGAGAGGAUUGUUGUCAACAAACUUGGCCUGAAAGGAGUUUAUGGGUGUGUUAUUCAGUAUGGCUACGCAGAUCCCUUAAAUCUUGAAGGAGAAGAUUUUGUUAGCCUAGUUACAAAGAGUUUGCUGGCACAUAUACAAGACAGCUCGGGCUGUCUGCCAUCCUCUGAUCCUGCCAUCCAACAAGAGAUAUGUUAUUUGGAAGAAGCAAGGAGUGCAGGAAUCGUUCAUAUUCGCGGAAAGACGAGGUUUCAUGUUGGCAAGAGUUGUGGCUGGUUUGAUAAAAUCAUGCUCGCAUUUUAUGAAGUUCUGCACAGUAACUGUAGGUCUGCUCUGCCUGCUCUCGGGGUGCCACUGCCUCAGCGAAUCGAGGUUGGAAUGCUCUAUGAGGCGUGAAGCAUUAGUUUCAUUUUGCUGCAUGUUACUCUAGCCUGUUAUAGUUCAGGUGAUACAGUAGUAGACUAGAUAUAUGAAAGAAGAUGAAAGCAUUACUUUUCAUUGGGCCUGGCACUCAAAACGUUUACACUCAAAAAAGUUUACACUCAAAAAGUUUAUUAUGCUAACUGGACGGUGAACGAACAAGAUUCGCAAUCGCAUCUGUUAUAAAGUUUGCUUCUCGUCAAACAUGAGCUACAGUUGUUUCUUGAUACUAACACUUUUGUAUGAUUCAUUGAUUCUAUUUACUGACUAUUUAGCUUACAGUAAAAUGGUUCAGUAAUAAUAUGAACAUUAAU